UGAGUAAUUCCCGAACUGCGUUUUUGCGCCUAUGCCUCGAAGGGCAUUUCGGGAAGAGGGCGCCUUUUGUUGUGUUUGUUUAGAGUCCAAAAUAGUAAUCUUUACUCCAUCCGUAGUAACAGCAAAUGCGAUUCUCGCGAUAUUUUGCGACAGUCAAGACUUCCGGAUAAUGACGAGUGUGCGGAAAGAGGAUCUGAAUCGACGGACUGUAAUAUAACUCUUACAAAUGGGAAUUAUGCGUAAAGAAAUAGUAAGAACAGUGCUGUGACCGUUUUAUUUUUUUAUUUUUAGCGGGUUUAACAUAUAGUUUUGUGUUUUAAUUGUAUUGUGUGAGUAUAUUAUAACUGCACACGCUACGCAGCAUUUACUUUGUUGAUCGUAAAAGGAACUGGCGUGUUUCCUCAAGAAAGCCAUUGAAUGUCGCUUUCACGAAACGCACAGAUUUCACGGUGAGAGAUAUGGAUUAAAAAUCGUCGAAAUGAUCCGCCACGUUUGCGUAGGGACGGUUUUGAUGCUGUUAAUCAACAUCGAGGGGACAUUCUGCUUAUAUCCGCCUCAGGAUGUCAAGUUAGUCGGAUCAUAUCUGCAGUGGAAGAAGCCUCCGGAUGAAGAUAGUGUGCUGUAUUUACUGCAGUGUAAACAUGGCUCCAAAUCAGACGAUGAAUGGUACAAUGUGAUGAGCCAUAACGAGACCGAGUUAAGAUUUAAAAUCUCUCCCGAGUUUUAUGAAGCAGUAUUUCGAGUACGCGCAGAGAAAGGAAACAACAUGUCUGAAUGGCAAUAUUCAAAGAAAGUCCAGUGUGUAAAUGCUAACUCUUGUGUUCCUGUGAUGAAACUGUCUGUAAAACCUGAAAAGGCUUAUGUGACUUUGGAACAUAUGGACGAGAGCUUGGAGAAAGAACAUGGAGAAAAUAUACAAUUUAAUGUAUCAUUCUGGAAAGUGGAUAAUGGAGGAUACUCGAAGGUAGAGUUUAUUAUUACAAAUAGCAGGAAACAAAUACUGGAACUGGAAUCAGGGCAAAACUACUGUUUCCAGGUUCAGUAUCUCUUCUAUGAAAAGCCUUAUGGAAAUGUUAGCAACCAAAGUUGUGCAAUCAUCCCAGAAACGCUGGAAAUGAUAAAGAGCCGUGAUUUGCUGUUUAUUAUAUUAACUACACUGCUUUUUACGGCCAUGUGUGGAGUCUGCAUUUUUAUGCUUUUUAAGCACCACAAAAAGGUCAAACAGCUGUUACAACCACUCCGCCUGGUAAUUCCUGACCAUUAUCUAGAGUUUUUAAAGUCUGGGGACGGGGAGUUUCCUCUGCAGGCAUGUUCAAGUCCCAGCAGUCAAAGUUUACAGUCAUGUGACAUGAUCAUAGUAAUAGAGAACAGCAGUGUGAAGCAGAAAGGCCAAGAAGAGGAACAAGUUUUUUAACUUAAUGAUUGUGUUUGUCUUUAUGCAUAUAAAGUGUAUUUACUUUUUUUUUUGGUAAACAGUAUGCUUUGCACAUCACUAACAAGCUAUGCUUACAAAUUCAAAUCUGUACUGUGUAAGUACAGAUUUUUUUAAAAUACUGGUCCAGGAUCAGAAAACAGUUGUAUUAGUAAUAGGGUAUAUAUUGCUGAACACAGAAUAUAAUUUGAUUCCCCCUUUGAUUUCAGCUAUUUGGGUUAGAUUAGAUAACAAUGUUCAAUAUGUCUAGCUCUAUUAACACUAAAUAUGAAAAUCAUUGUUUGUUGCACCAGUUUUAGGACAAUGUAAUCGCUAUCUGCCUCUAAUAUACAUAAGGAUCUAGGAUGGGGAAAGCAGGGGUUGAGCACAAGUAAAUAAUUAAAUUCCUGCCCAUAACAUUUAAAUACGUUUAAAUGUAUAUGAAAUCUGCAAAUCACUGUAAUAAUUUAAUUUGCUUGUUAUUGUUUGGCACUAACUGUGAUUGGUCGCUCCAUUUGAUCCUCUGUUAUUUCUUCCCUGUUACAACACAAGACACAAGUGCUCAGUUUUUAGUAUUGCAUUUAGUAUUUAGUUACCUUAAUGUUAUUUAAAAUUCCUUCUAAAUAGCAGUAUACAUUUGGUCUUGUCUUCCCCUUUAAUUUC
Molecule: messenger RNA, 2074 nt
Organism: Sinocyclocheilus anshuiensis
Lineage: Eukaryota; Metazoa; Chordata; Actinopteri; Cypriniformes; Cyprinidae
Source: RefSeq, a predicted model, not a curated record